UAAUAACUGUCUACCGCUAGGCAUUAACUGUGAAAGCUGCAACAAAUACGCAGAGACGGCGAAAUCUGCUUAGAAAUUGGGCGUAAAAUGAGAAACGUGAGAUAGCAGCAACGCGUUGCAUGCCCCCAACAAUAUACCUCCAGCAUGCCAAUUUAAAAGCCGAGCACUACACAGAAACAAUUAUACAUAAUACACAUACAUAUUUCACAUCAGAAUAAAAUCAACAACAAGUUAGUUCGGCAAAGGGCUCAAAUUAAGAGUGUGAUAGCAAUUUCUUUUGGACACAUUAUGGCACACUACAGCGGACAUCAGGCUCCAACCGAGGUGCCCGCACACUUCAAGAAUCUUUUCACCGAUGGCAAACUGGGUGAUGACGAUGAUAGCAACAACAACAACAACAAUAACAACAUCAACAACAAUAACAAUAACAAUAACAACGAUGCCAACAACGAUCAGGAGAAUCGUCCCGAUAAUGGCAAUAACGACAGCAACGCCGCCUGCUGGGUCUUUGGCUACGGUUCCCUGUGCUGGUAUCCGGGCUUUACCUACACCAAAUGCAUAACAGGCUAUAUACGAGGCUACGUGCGCCGCUUCUGGCAGGGCAACGUAACGCAUCGUGGCACCGAGGAGGAGCCUGGACGUGUCGCAACACUUGUUGAGGACAAAGAGGGCAUUACAUGGGGCUGUGCAUACAGAAUAACGGGCUCUACGGCUCUGGAGUAUCUCAAGCAACGCGAAUGCACGUUGGGUGGCUAUGCAACGCUUGAAACAAAAUUUUUUCCCCGCGUCGCUUCGCAUGACACACCCUUUAGUGGUGAGGCCGUCGAGGUGAUGGUAUAUGUGGCUACACCGGAGAACCGACAUUGGCUGGGUGAUGCACCACUCGCGGUAAUAGCAGAACAAAUCGCAAAUUGCCGCGGACCGAGCGGACACAAUGCGGAAUAUCUUUUGCGAUUGGCACUCUUCAUGCACGAGGAGAUCCCGGGGGUGCGCGAUGAACAUUUAUUUGAGCUAGAGCGACUGGUGCUGGAGGAGAUUUACCGCAAGGAAAUCCCUCUGUCAUCUGUAAUGGGUCGCAAUCCUGAUCGCAUACGUCGCGACUCACACGAAGACGUACGCCGCCCGCCAUCAUUCGAGUUUACUUCCCGAAUACCGGAGACAAAACUGCGCUGCUUGAAUAUUUGAUUGUGGAUUUGGUCUCAGCCACAAAAAAUAUGCAUGUGGAAUAUUCCAAAUACAACAUCAAUAUUUUCCAGCACAGGAUACGAGAGUCUAUGACUAAUAUCGAUGUAUUCUUUAAAUUGUAAAUAAUCAUACAUAGCCUUAACAGUAAGCAGUAACUACUCUCGAUAACUGAUCUGAUAUAGUUGUUAAGCAUUGAAUAAGUUCUCGUAGUGCGUAAGUCGCGUCCUCAACGCACACACUAACAUUUAUAUACAAAGUGCCCAAGAAGAGAAAAUAA
Drosophila montana is the source of this 1462-nucleotide messenger RNA. RefSeq names its product glutathione-specific gamma-glutamylcyclotransferase 1. Gene Ontology annotation, molecular function: gamma-glutamylcyclotransferase activity; glutathione specific gamma-glutamylcyclotransferase activity. The record is from RefSeq and is a predicted model, not a curated record. Bases 289 to 1185 code for a protein of 298 amino acids. Lineage: Eukaryota; Metazoa; Arthropoda; Insecta; Diptera; Drosophilidae. The transcript has 5 exons. Gene Ontology annotation, cellular component: cytoplasm. Gene Ontology annotation, biological process: glutathione catabolic process.